This is a messenger RNA of Colletotrichum gloeosporioides, 2232 nucleotides long. RefSeq names its product Riboflavin kinase. Gene Ontology annotation, biological process: riboflavin biosynthetic process; FMN biosynthetic process. Bases 1 to 2232 code for a protein of 743 amino acids. The record is from RefSeq and is a predicted model, not a curated record. Gene Ontology annotation, molecular function: riboflavin kinase activity. Gene Ontology annotation, cellular component: mitochondrion. Lineage: Eukaryota; Fungi; Ascomycota; Sordariomycetes; Glomerellales; Glomerellaceae. The transcript has a single exon.
AUGGCGGCCCCAAUCGCGGCCGUGAGGCGCAAACCCCUGCCGGGCCAGCAGUUUCCCGGCCCGCCGCCGAUGCCGCCACCUCCCGAUUUCGACCCCUUUCCGCAGCGCCGACCGGUCCUUCGCGGAGCGCGGUCGACGCCGAAUUUAAGAGAUUCGACGGUGCCGUCGAUCUACGAUCCCCCGCCUGCCUACGUGGAGUUUCCAGGCGUGGACGCGAGUGGCAGGCUCAACAUCGUUCCCCCUAGUCCAGGGAGGCUUCCAUCACCAGCGCCGCCGAGCCCGGGACCGUUGUUUCCCGGACCGCCAUCUUGUGCUGAGUCGUUCAACGAGCCGAGGUAUCGACCUUAUCGACCUCCAGCAUCUCCGGUCUCUCCGGUCUCUCCUAUGUCGACGGGUCCGCCUCCGCCUACAAAGUUAGAAGCAUCCUCAUCCGCAUCUCAUUACCAAUUGCCACAACCAACCGGCUUUCAUCCUCCGGUUAAAUCGGGAACAUUCGCAGUCCCUUCUAACUACAUCCCUCCACCACCGCCACCUUUCCCUCCCCCAUCGAAUGCAGCAACGUUUCCCGUGGCCGCACACGAGCGCCCUCCACCUUCCCCAGUCUUCCCGGGUCCACCCUCGGCUGAGACGUUCCCCUUGGCAGGGCCUCGACCACCAGUCUCGCCAAGCUAUGCCCCCUCCGAAGCACCUUCCGCAGAUUCACAGACACAGGAAAAGACAUUUUGGCAAACAGCGCUUGACGAGACAAAGUACUUUGCUGGCGGACUAAUUAGUCACCCAUUCGAGUACACCAAGCACUACGCCAUCCUCCGCCAUUCCACUGUUCUAGUCUGGUAUCGCGGCCCCUCAACUUCAGUCACUGUCACCAUCUUCUCAGAUGCGCCACUACCUCCUACGCGCACGGUAUGGCUGCAACGGAAGGGCUUCUCCGGAAACAUGGGCAUGAACCUCAAGUCCCUGGUCGGAGCAAACGACUCCUGGCUCGACGUCACGCCAUCAUCACAAGCUUCGCCCACUGAUAUGGCAGAAGGUGAUGAGAGGGGUUGCCAACGCGACAUCAAGAAGUUUCUCAAGAAAGUACCGAAGAACCUUAGCAAGCACAUGCCGCGAGAGACCCACGUCAUCCGUAUUCCCGCAGCAGCCGAUGAUGGAUACUUCCGCCUUGUUCUCUGCACCGGUGGUGGCGAUAAUGGGAGCAGUAAGAGGAAGGUCCUCUGCCCCAGCCCAGUUUUCCGCAUUGCCAGCACAUCAACGGACGCGAGUGUUGUACGCGGAGCAAGCUUCGCCAGCAUGCCGCUCGAACUCGGUAUCAAAGCCGGCUCGAUCGUUGCCAACACCGUUGUAAACAGAUACGUAGGACCAGCAGCUGCCGUGGUGCAAUCGCGUACGAAGAAGCUUCAAACCGCCAAGUUCGUCACAAAACACGCCACUCAUAUCGCCUACGGAAAGUCCGCCAUUGAGAAAUCGGGCAUCAAGACGACUGUUACGGAGUACGAGGCGCAGUAUGCCACCACCAGAGGUGGCGGAUACGCCCCUUGGCAAGACGGCGAAUCAGGGUUCGAUGAGGCACCUCCAGAGGUAAUUGGCCCCGACUCUGGACCUAUGGACCCGUUUCCUAUCAAGUUCGAUGGGAGAAUCGUGCGCGGCACUGGAAGAGGCGGCAUGGAGCUUGGUAUCCCGACGGCGAAUCUCAGCGGCAUACCCGAGGACGUCAAGAUGCGCAUGCGAGGGGUCUACUUCGGUUGGGCCCGUGUUGUCCCAAGAAGCGGACUAGAGCACAUUUCUACCGACUGGCACGAGAGUAUCAUCACCGUCGGGCCAGCCCCAUACGCUACUCCUCGUGUGGCGGCUGAAAAUGUCGCGACGGUGCACAUCAUUCACGAGUUUGGCGGCGCUCUCUUCCUGGAGACUAAGCUGAAAGUCAUCGUCAUGGGCCAAAUGCGGAUGGCUACGCCCCCAAUUGGCUCAGACGCGGCCCUACAGGCGUACGGGACGGAUGUCUUGCUUUCCGUUGCAAGCUUGAGUCGUGAGAACUGGGGUCCUAUUGAGACCAGAGAAAGGAUGAGGACAAUGAGAAGCGAGAUGAGCCUAGCUGAUCGUUAUGUUGAGACCAGAGAGAAGGUCCAAAAGCAGGUCGAUCGAAUACCACUUCAUCUAGCAGGUGUCAGGACCGAGGGUGCCGCGUUGAGAGAUAAGGCCUUCGGCAACGGAGGCAUAUGGAUUCCAAGGUAG